AGAUAGAGUCUGAGAGAGAGAGCGAGAGAGAGAGAGAGAGACGAGAGGAAGAACUUCAGGGAAAACAGCCGCCCAACUACCAAGUGCUAUUUUUAAGAACUGUCCUGAACUUAAACGCAGACUGAGCUAGAUUUUGAACAUAGCAGCUUGGAUCAAAAGCAAACAGCGAUAUUAAAAAAAACAAUGAGUUAUUUUGUGAACUACUGAGCCAUGAGCGUCCCCAUCACGUUUACUUUUCUCAUCCUGUGUGCGGUCAAAGUCCAGUGCCUUCAGGAGAGUCCUGCAUGUCCUCGGAAAGAAUCGUAUCCUGGUGUGUUGGCCUUAAACGUGGGGUCAGAGGUCCUUCUGGGCUGCAGGGGCGAUGUCACUGUGGAUAGCGUGCUAUUAAUAAUGGGUACAAAACACAAAGAGAGACUCAAGAGAAGAGGAGAUGUACCUGUAACUAGUACUGAUACUCUUGAAAAACGCUAUUCAGAAACUGAGAACUUUACCACACCUGGAACAUACAAAACUAGUACUGCAACUAGAAGAGUUAAAGUCAGUGAAUCUGUAACCGAUGCUAAUCCGGUUAUGAUCUCAACAAAGGAGAACAUGGAGGGUGGGCAAGUUUUACAGCCUGUCAAUCAAUUCACUAACCCCAACAUUGUGGGCAGAGUAACAGAAGAAGGAGGGGCUUUUAGCAUAACCAUGGAAAUGGGGUUGAGCUCUGAGAGGAGCACCAGCACAGAAUAUGAAGAAGAUGAGGACUACGAUGAGUAUGUGGAGGGAGUGAGAGUGACCAGGUCCAUUAAGAGGCAGGCACAAUGGAGGUGGAAUGGUCAGCUCAUGCGGGACGGUGUGGAACAUGGCGGGGCUUUAAGGCUUCCUGCUCUUCGGUUGACUGACUCAGGGAACUACAGCUGCUAUAGGAGAGGCAAACUAGUUUCAUCAGUUAAAAUCAGUGUUGGCAUACCUCCAGAGAAGCCUGCCUUGUCAUGCUACAAAAAAUCUCACAUCAGCAAAAUCCGGUGUGAGUGGGUAUCAAAACAGCCUAUCAUCCCACAUCCUCAGUGUUACCUGCUCCACCUGAAAGGUUGGGAGAAGAUAUCCAGUGUGAAUUGUUCAUACUCUGCUAAGUACUCCCGCUGCUGGUGUAUAUUACCCAGUAAUAAAGAGAUUGACAGAAAUUUAUAUUCAGUCAAACUGUGUGUGACCAACACAGCAGGCAAUGCUACCAGCUCUCCAUACAACUACAUUCCUCAAAACAUCAUUAAGCCAGAUCCUCCAUCUCGAUUUGCUGUAAAUGCAGUCAAGGGUGAGCCUCACACACUAAAGGUCUCCUGGUCUUUACCUACCACCUGGAAGGAGAGCCUUUUCUACAGCCUUCAUUUCCAACUGAGAUAUCGUCCUAAACAUGCCAAAGAGUAUCAGACUGUGGUCUUAAAAGACGGAGAGCUCUCUUGGUUGAUUUCAGACGCUCUGCCACAUGUUGAGUACGAGGUGCAGAUUCAAGCAAAAGACGAGUUUGACGGGCAUUGGAGUGACUGGUCCAGUCCAGUGCGUGCAUGCACGUGGAGAGCUUCUACUACAGAUGCUCCUGACAUUAAUACUAGCCUGGAGCCGUUUUGGAUAUUCCCUGAAGGUUCUGGGUUGUCAGAAGAUGAAGAGGAGGUUAGACCUGCUAAUGACAAUGAUGGUGUAAUAUGGGUGUAUGUACUGUGGGUGUUGGGAUUCUCUCUCCUUAUCACCAUCAUUACUCUCUCAAUCUACGGUCUCAGACGGAGAACGCCAUUCAUGUCUAAAAAGAGCAGGGAGAGUGUAUCUUCAGACUGCUCUUGUUCUUCUCCUUCUCCUCUCCUUCAGCAGCCCCUGAUCACUAUGAAUUUCAGCUAUCAGGAAAAGGAAGGGGACGGCAUCCAUUUGCACAAUGUUGAUUACUUUUUCUCUCCCUGUGAAUCUUAUAGGCCUUAAGCAAACACGCUGUUACAGUGCAAGGCCAGUAUUCUCUAAAAACACAUUUGUCUUACAUCCAAUGACAUAAUUAUUAAUGCAGAUAAUUAAUGGUAUGUCUACACCUGAAUCAAAACCUACUUCUUUAGAAAUUUUAUCAGUAACAGCUGAAUGAUCUUAAAAAAAGCUGUUCUCUUAUGUACAUAUGCAUAUUUUUGUAGUUUUUGUUCCAGAACUGUAAUUUUUCAUUUGCUGUUUAGCUUAAUAAAGUUUGUAUUAUUUUUGUGAUCUAGAAAACA
Messenger RNA from Tachysurus fulvidraco (yellow catfish), 2228 nucleotides. Its product is annotated as interleukin-6 receptor subunit alpha-like. Lineage: Eukaryota; Metazoa; Chordata; Actinopteri; Siluriformes; Bagridae. Gene Ontology annotation, biological process: cytokine-mediated signaling pathway. The transcript is spliced from 11 exons. Gene Ontology annotation, cellular component: external side of plasma membrane. Gene Ontology annotation, molecular function: protein binding; cytokine receptor activity. The record is from RefSeq and is a predicted model, not a curated record. The coding region runs from base 211 to 1950 and encodes 579 amino acids.